AGCGGAGGGGAGGGGAAAUCCAAGCUUUUGGGGUCUCCCGACAGGUGUUUGGGGGAGAGGGCGGAGCCGGCUCAGGAAGGAUGAGGGAGGGGCGGUGCUGCCCCUUUAAGAGGCGGCGGCCGAGCAGGGACCUUUUCUCUUUCCCCGGAAGGAAAGCUUAGCCCUGGCUGGGCGCGCAAGGGGACAGGUUCCCGCCAGCAGCCAUGGGCCCUGGCCCCAGCCGCGCCGCCGGCGUCCUACGCCCGUUGCUCGGCACGCUCGCCUUGAUGGUGGCCGCAAGCAACCGCGCCGCCUCUGCCUUCAACCUGGACACCCGAUUCCUGGUGGUGAAGGAGGCCGGGAACCCGAGCAGCCUCUUCGGUUACUCGGUCGCCCUCCAUCGGCAGACAGAGCGACAACAGCGCUACCUGCUGCUGGCUGGUGCCCCCCGGGACUUUGCUGUGCCCAAUGGCUCUACCAACCGGACUGGUGCUGUGUAUCUGUGCCCACUCACUGCCCACAAGAAUGACUGUGAGCGGAUGGACAUCAAGGAGAAAAGUAACCCUAACCACAUCAUUGAGGACAUGUGGCUCGGCGUGACUGUGGCCAGCCAGGGCCCUGCAGGCAGAGUCCUGGUCUGUGCCCACCGCUACACCCAGGUGCUGUGGUCGGGGUUAGAGGACCAGCGGCGCAUGGUGGGCAAGUGCUAUGUGAGAGGCAACGACCUGGAGCUGAAUGCCACGGAUGACUGGCAGACCUACCACAACGAGAUGUGCAACAGCAACACCGACUACCUGCAGACGGGCAUGUGCCAGCUGGGCACCAGCGGCGGCUUCACCCAAAACACCGUGUACUUUGGUGCUCCUGGUGCCUACAACUGGAAAGGAAACAGCUACAUGAUUCAGCGGAAGGACUGGGAUUUGUCUGAAUAUAGUUACAAGGACCCAGAGGACAUAGGAAACUUCUAUAUUGGCUACACGAUGCAGGUGGGCAGUGCCAUCCUGCACCCCACAGACAUCACCAUUGUGACAGGUGCCCCGCGGCACCAACAUGUGGGCGCUGUCUUUUUGCUGAGCCAGGAAGCAGGUGGAGACUUGCGGAGGAGGCAGGUGCUGGAGGGCACGCAGGUGGGAGCCUAUUUUGGCAGUGCCAUUGCCCUGGCAGACCUGAACAAUGAUGGGUGGCAGGACCUCCUGGUGGGUGCCCCCUAUUACUUUGAGCGGAAAGAGGAAGUAGGGGGUGCAAUUUAUAUCUUCAUGAACCAGGCAGGCACCUCCUUCCCCAACCACCCCUCCCUCCUUCUUCACGGCCCCAGUCACUCCGCCUUUGGCUUCUCUGUGGCAAGCAUUGGUGACAUCAACCAAGACGGAUUCCAGGACAUUGCUGUGGGAGCCCCAUUCGAGGGCUCGGGCAAAGUGUACAUCUACCAUGGCAGCUCCAGGGGGCUCCUCAGACUGCCCCAGCAGGUAAUCCAUGGAGAGCAGCUGGGACUGCCUGGCCUGACCACCUUUGGCUACUCCCUGAGUGGGCAGAUGGACGUGGAUGAGAACUUCUACCCAGACCUGCUGGUGGGGAGCCUGUCAGACCGCAUUGUGCUGCUGAGGGCCCGGCCUGUUAUCAACAUCCUCUACAAGACCUUGGUAGCCAGGCCGUCCAUACUGGACCCUGCGUUCUGCACGGCCACCUCCUGUGUACAGGUGGAGCUGUGCUUUGCUUACAACCAGAGUGCAGGGAACCCCAACUACAGGCGGAACAUCACCCUGGCCUACACGCUGGAGGCUGACCGGGACCGCCGUCCACCCCGACUCCACUUUGCACGCAGCCAGUCAGCUGUCUUCCAUGGCUUUUUCUCCAUGCCUGAGAUGCGCUGCCAGACGCUGGAGCUGCUCCUGAUGGACAACGUCCGCGACAAACUCCGACCCAUCACCAUCUCCAUGAACUACUCUUUACCUUUGCGGUUGCCGGAUCGCCCCCAACUGGGGCUUGGGUCCCUGGACGCCUACCCGGUCCUCAACCAAGCGCAGGCUCUGGAGAACCACACGGAGGUACAGUUCCAGAAGGAAUGCGGGCAGGACAAUAGGUGCGACAGCAAUUUACAGAUGAGGGCGGCCUUCGUGUCUGAGCUGGGGCAGCGGCUAAGCAGGCUCCAGUACAGGAGAGACUUCCGAAAACUGCUCCUGAGCAUCAACGUGACCAACACCCCAAGCCGGAAGCGGGCUGGGGAAGAUGCCCACGAGGCGCUCCUCACCCUGGAAGUGCCUCCGUCCCUGCUGCUGUCCUCAGUGCGCCCCCCUGGAGCCUGCCAAGCCAAUGAAACCAUCGUUUGUGAGCUGGGGAACCCCUUCAAACGGAACCAGAGGAUGGAGCUACUCAUUGCCUUCGAGGUCAUCGGAGUGACCCUACACACAAGGGAACUCCAGGCGCAGCUGCAGCUGUCUACGUCAAGUCACCAGGAUGACCUACGGCCCGUGACCCUGCCUCUGCUGGUGGACUACACACUCCAGGCCUCACUCAGCAUGGUGAAUCACCGGCUACAAAGCUUCUUUGGGGGGACAGUGAUGGGUGAGUCUGGCAUGAAAACUGUGGAGGAUGUGGGAAGCCCUCUCAAGUACGAGUUCCAGGUGGGCCCAAUGGGUGAAGGGCUGUCAGCCCUGGGGACCCUGGUCCUGGGGCUGGAGUGGCCCUAUGAAGUCAGCAAUGGAAAGUGGCUGCUGUACCCCACGGAGAUCACUGUCCGUGGCAAUGGAUCCUGGCACUGCUGGCCACCUGGAGACCUUAUCAACCCUCUCAACCUCACUCUCUCUGUUCCUGGGGACAGGCCGCCAUCUCCACAGCGCAGGCGGCGACAACUGGACCCAGGAGGAGGCCAAGGCCCCCCGCCUGUCACUCUGGCUGCUGCCAAAAAGGCCAAGUCUGAGAUCCAAUUGAGCUGUGGCAGUGACCACACCCACUGUGUGUGGCUGGAGUGCCCCAUUCCUGAUGCCCCUGUCAUCACCAACGUGACCAUCCAGGCACGAGUGUGGAACAGCACCUUCAUCGAGGAUUAUAGAGACUUUGACCGAGUCAGGGUAGCCAGCUGGGCCACCCUGUUUCUCCAAACCAGCGUCCCAACCAUCAACAUGGAGAAUAAGACAGUGCGGUUUUCCGUGGACAUUGACUCUGACCUGGUGGAGGAGCUACCAGCUGAGAUCGAGCUGUGGCUGGUGCUUGUGGCUGUGAGUGCCGGGUUGCUGCUGCUGGGGCUGAUCAUCCUCUUGCUGUGGAAGUGCGGCUUCUUCAAGCGAGCCCGCACUCGCGCCCUGUAUGAAGCUAAGAGGCAGAAGGCGGAGAUGAAGAGCCAGCCGUCAGAGACGGAGAGGCUGACGGAAGACUACUGAGGGGGGCAGCCCCCACCCCCGGCCCACCUGGUGUGACUUCUUUAAGCGGACCCACUAUUACCGGAUCAUGCCCAAGUAUCACGCAGUGAGGAUCCGGGAGGAGGAGCGCUACCCACCUCCAGGGAGCACCCUGCCCACCAAGAAGCACUGGGUGACCAGCUGGCAGACUCGGGGCCAAUACUACUGAUAUCCUCCCUGAUUGCACCCUGCUCCCCCAGUGUCCCCUUCUUCUAUUUAUCAUAAGUUAUGCCCCAACAGACCACAGGGGCCGCUGCCUUUGGCUGGCACCAGCAGGCUCGGGCACACACACCUUUCAAGUGCAUGCACGUGCUAUGUGGCCGUGGCCUUCUCCCUGAAGGAAGGCUGGGGCUGUGGCCCGUACAUUGCUGAGCACUGCGGCCCUGUGCCCUGGACACAUAUGAGCACAUGUGGGUCCCACUGCUUGUAGACUGUGCUUGUGCACCCCGAAUGGUGCAUGGCCAUGCAUGUCCCAGCCUCUACGAGUGCCAAAACCAAGCCAAAGGCCUUCUUCCAGAGCCAGGAGGAAGAGGCCCCCAGUGGGUGACCCUUCCUCUGUUCACACUGGACCCAUCAUGAGCCACAGGCACUGGAUUGACCCUGACCUCGAGAUGAAAACUACUGACAAGGAGCAGACCACCAGAGCCCCAGUGCAGCUCCUAGCACCCAUGGCAAAGAGUGGGGACCCUGCCUGAGGUCGUCCAAGGAGGUGUUCACAGGAUCUGGCAUGCUCAGACCAAGAGCAGAAUGAACUAGAAAGAAGGUCCCCAGGGUGGCUUUCUUUCAUGAAUUGCUGAGAAAACCUCUGAACUCAGCCAUGGCCAUCCCGCGCGCUAGUAGGAAACGCAGCCGGAGGAAACAGAGGUGGACAGGCUGCUAGGCAGCCGGGACAUGCUGUGCUGGGACCGCUCUGGAGCAUGAUGGAAUCCUCAGUAGAGUGGGGACCGGUCUUGGGCCAAGGAGAUGAUGGACGGGUACAGAGCAGAUACCACUUCUCACCCACAUUACCAUCCUGGCCUUGAAGGCCUGGAGGGAUCUCCACGCGACCACAGAGGGAGCAACACUUGAAUGUAGAACAGGGAGGAAGCCCCAUCAUGCCCCAUCAGCCAGACUCCACUCUGCCCUCUCUGACCGUGGGUUGGAGACCUAGAAGUGGAGCUCUUGGCUAUCCUUGGCUUUUGGAGCCAGUUCAGCUUUGCCUUCUCACCUGUGGCCCAUUCUAGAAGUUGAGCUGUUUCCAGAAAACCUGUCCUGACCCCGGCCUGUUGGCGGGUCCCCUCCUCAGCCCCUCCCCCCUUCCAUGGUACUGUAGCAGGGGAGCCCCCUCCCCCUCCUUGUGCCUUCUUUGUGUACAGGCUUCUCACGGCAACCAGUAAACAGCCCCCUGUUUGUACACACUGCAUCUGCCUCCAUCUACCCCCACGUCUUAGCAACACCAUUCAGGCUGAUGGAUCAUGAUACCUAGCUUAUCCCCCAGUGGACAGAGCCGGGUGCAGGGCUCUGAGAGGUUGGGAGGGUGAAGUUCUAUGGCCGAGAUAACUGCUCCUGUUCUCAGGGGUGCCCCAGACUUAAGGGAUGGUCACCGUCACAUAACUGAGAUUCAGAACAUCAGAUGAGGAAAAGCCCUGAGUAGACUGUAUGGAAUCCAAGACAGCUUCUUGGUGGACACUGUGUCAGCCUGGGGAAGGAGCAGGAGUAGAGAUGGUGGCGUGUAGGGUCUGGAAGAGGCAGGAAGCUACUCUGCUGUAGAAGCAGGCAGUCCUGGGUAAUGAUAGAGUGACGCUGUGUGCACAGGUAGAGAGCUGAGAGCCCUCAUCUGGUGGCUACAUUCAGAUAAGAAUCUGUGUUACUGCCUCAGUUUCCCCACAACCAGCCUUAGAUACCAUGAUGGGUAGAUCAGAUGGUGAACCAGUGACCCAAGGGUGGAAACACUGAAAAGUCCUAGUAUCCAUUCCCUAGCUCUGGGAGGGAGAACCGGGAGCCCUAGCCUGCUGCAGCUCUUCCAGACACACUUCUGUCCUGAGUUCACAGGCGCAGGGUUGGGUCAAGCUCUCUGCUGCCUCCUCUGUGCUAAGGCUGCAGACUGUGCUUGUGCACCCUGAAUGGUGCGUGGACAUGCGCGUCCCAGCCUCUGCUAGUGCCAAAACCAAGCCUCACAGACCUGGGGGAUGGACCAAGGCUGCUUACCCUGUGACUUCUCUGUCCUAAAUUGUGUCACAAGUCCUUCUGUUAAUUGUUCUCAAGGACCUUUGACAAGAAGUAUUAGUUGCUUAGUCAUGUCCAACUCUUUGUGACCCCAUGGACUGUAGCCUGCCAGGCUCCCCUGUCCAUGGGAUUUCCCAGGCAAGAAUACUGGAGUGGGAUGCCAUGUCCUUCUCCAGGGGAUCUUCCUGACCCAGGAAUUGAACCUGAGUCUCCUGCAUUGCAGGCAGACUCUACCGUCUGAAUCACCAGGGAAGUCCUUUUGACAAGGCUGGAAAUUACUACUCAGAAAAGCCUAGAGGCAGAUCUUCAAUUCAGCUUCAGCUGCCUCAGACGGCCCCCCUGUGGCAGCUGUCUGCCCUCUACCCUCUCUAGGAGAGCCUGCUGCCUCAUUUUCUGUGCUGGGAUUUGUCAUUGACAGUGAGAUGUCUAGUUCCUCCAGGAAAACCCCAGCCCCUACCCAGAACUUCCAGGACCAGUAACCAGAGACCUGAGUUUGUUCUCCAAAUCUGGGUUAUUCACUAGGUCAGAAAAAACACACAUGUAGGUGGUCAAAGCCCAGCUCAAGUUGAUCAGAGUUCAGUGCAGCUCAGUCCAGUCCUUUGCCACCACUGAAGAAUGAAGUGGGAUCUAUAUAUCUCUCUGACCAGUGCACGGGCCCAGCCUCCCAUCUCCUGUGAGCACUUGUUUGGAUGAAAACAUACCAUCUGUCUCACACACACUUGCAAAAGUAAGUAGACAUUUUCAGGACUGUUGUAGCUAUACUUUCAUGAAAGAAACAUACUGGCAGAGAUCCAGCAAUGCCCACUUUAUAGAAAAAAACCCUGUAUUAUGCCAAGCUUAUUGAGUUCCUUGGAGCUGCAGUACCUCCAAACACUUUAAAAGAAGUAUCUUGGCUCUUGUAUCAGUUAAAAUAAAACAAAACAAACCAUCAGAUUAUUCUCCCUCUCCUGAGCACAGGGCUGGAUUGCACUUCCUAGGUCCUCCUGGUUGGAUGAUGCCAUUCUGGCCAAUGAGUUGUCACCCGGAGGGAAAGGGAUCAGUUCUGGGCUGAGACAGUUAAUUGCUGGGUGAGACUCUCCCAGUUCUGCUGCUUCCGGCUCUGAUGCUGUGGAUGCCUGUGUUGAAAUAAAGCUUCUGUCAGUCUGA
Molecule: messenger RNA, 6725 nt
Organism: Cervus elaphus (red deer)
Lineage: Eukaryota; Metazoa; Chordata; Mammalia; Artiodactyla; Cervidae
Gene: ITGA3
Product: integrin subunit alpha 3
Exons: 27
Coding region: 204-3356 (1050 amino acids)
Biological process (GO): cell adhesion mediated by integrin; cell-cell adhesion; leukocyte migration
Cellular component (GO): integrin complex; external side of plasma membrane
Molecular function (GO): integrin binding
Source: RefSeq, a predicted model, not a curated record